Carica papaya (papaya) is the source of this 1250-nucleotide messenger RNA. The record is from RefSeq and is a predicted model, not a curated record. Lineage: Eukaryota; Viridiplantae; Streptophyta; Magnoliopsida; Brassicales; Caricaceae.
UGUAAAGUCACCCGUCGGGUCAAUCUUGACCGUUGAGUUCAUUUUCUUCCUGUCCCGAAAGAACAAAGUUUUUUUUUUUUUUGUCUUUUGUUUUCUUUCGGCGGCAAGGGGGAGAAUUUUCGUGGGUAAUUUAGAGCUUAGGGAUUUCAUGGAGCCGCGAGUUGGAAACAAGUUUAAACUCGGCCGAAAGAUCGGUAGCGGAUCAUUUGGAGAGAUCUAUCUUGGCACUAAUAUUCAGACAAACGAGGAGGUUGCGAUUAAGCUGGAAAAUGUCAAAACAAAGCAUCCCCAACUGCUGUAUGAAUCAAAGCUGUACAAAAUACUGCAGGGUGGAACUGGAAUUCCAAAUGUGAGAUGGUUUGGUGUUGAAGGAGACUAUAAUGUUCUUGUGAUGGAUUUAUUGGGGCCAAGUCUUGAAGAUUUAUUCAACUUCUGCAGUAGGAAACUAUCCCUUAAGACUGUUCUUAUGCUUGCAGAUCAAAUGAUCAACCGAGUUGAAUUUGUUCACUCCAAGUCAUUUCUACAUCGAGACAUCAAGCCGGAUAACUUUCUUAUGGGCUUAGGGAGGCGUGCCAACCAGGUAUAUGCUAUUGACUUUGGUCUGGCAAAGAAGUACAGGGACACCUCAACCCAUCAGCAUAUUCCUUAUAGAGAGAAUAAGAACUUGACGGGAACUGCAAGAUAUGCUAGCAUGAAUACUCAUCUGGGCAUUGAACAAAGCCGAAGGGAUGAUUUAGAGUCUCUUGGAUAUGUUCUUAUGUAUUUCUUACGAGGAAGUCUUCCUUGGCAAGGAUUGAAAGCGGGAACCAAAAAGCAGAAGUAUGAGAAGAUCAGUGAAAAGAAAGUUUCUACUUCUAUUGAGGAGCAGGCAUGGUGGUUUCCCAACAUCUCUAUGUCGUUGAUUGUGGUACUUGAAGAGAUGAUCUUAAGACAUCUGGAUACAACGUUGUUCACCUGGAGAUUGGAGAGAGGAAAGGCCAAGUGGAGAUAGCAUGUGUUGGUGCGGGUUUGAGUCAAGAGGAUGUUCUUGUGGAGGUGGAGCAACAACUGAUGGUGGAGAAGAUGAUUGGUUUCCAGCUUGUCACGCAGCUGCCAUAUCAUAAUUUUUUAAUAACUUGGCUUAUGGCAGUCUCUCUUAAACUUACUAGAUCAUGUAGAUGGAAUAACUUGGAAGGAAAAUAAAAAGUUGAGCACCUGAUUUUAAGAUUUAAAUGGUCAGGGACCAAUCUAAAAAUCAGAUCAAAGAUGAA